AAAGAGCGCAAAGGCAGCGGCGAGGCAGCCAGCCUGCGGAGGGGGCAGCAGCGGGAGCCGCCUGUGCCCGAGGGAGGAGGCGCCCGCCCCUGGCACCAGCCCGGACCGGAGGGCGGCGGCGGCGGCGGCGAAGGAGCAGGCGGCCGGGAGGAGGGCGGCGCCGCCCAGCAGGCUCCCGGGGGUGGGUCCCCUCGCCAGCCCAUGUGGUGGCGGCGGUGGCCAGAGCAGGGCAGGAAGCGGGGGGGAGAGCGGCGGCGGAGCGGGGGCGCAGGAGCACAGCCAGGCGGGCCCCCCUGAGCCCGGAGCCGGCCGAGCAGGAGCGCAGCGCCCCUCGCAGAAAGUUCCUGCCAACUUCGGAAAGUUUUGGGCCGGCGAGGCGGGGCGCCCGGGCGGGCACGGCGAGGGCUGCCCCGGGGCGAGGGGCGUCCCCGCCGGCCUCCCCCCCUCCCCCGAGGGGAUGCGCUGCCCGGGGGGCUCCGGGGGGCUCCCUGCGCUCGCCGCCGUGGCGCUGCUGCUGCUGCUGCUGCUGCCGUCGCCCGGGCUGCGGCGGGCGAGCGCCGGCGGGGCGGCGGCGCCGUCGGAGCUGCGGGUGCGCGUCCGGCUGCCCGACGGGCAGGUGACCGAGGAGAGCCUGCAGGCGGACAGCGGCGCCGACUGCAUCAGCCUGGAGCUGCGCAAGGGCGACGGGACCCUCCUCACCCUCACCGCCGACUUCAAGCAGGAGGUGAAGAUCUUCCACGCCCUCAUCCUCGGGGAACUUGAGAGGGGCCAGAGCCAAUUCCAGGCUCUUUGCUUUGUCACUCGGCUCCACCGGAAUGAAAUCAUACCCAGCGAGUCCAUGGCCAAGCUACGGCAGAAAAACCCCCGGGCCGUACGGCAGGCUGAGGAGGUGCGUGCCCUCGAGCACCUGAGCAUGGACGUCGCCGUCAACUUCAGCAAAGGGGCCCAGCUCAGCUCCCACAUCUACAACGUCUGCUCAGAGGCCAAGGAAGCCAUCUACACCCGGGAGGAGGAUGUGAAGUUCUGGCUGGAGAAAGGGGUGGACGGCUCCAUGUUUGAGGUCUUGCCCCAGUCGGCCGACCUGCCGGACCUGCAGCGGUGCCGGCUCUGUGUGGAUCGCUGGAAGCCCUGCAUCUGCACCUACUCGCUGAGCAUCGAGUGGUACCCCUGUAUGCUCAAGUACUGCAAGAGUCGUGACGCCUCCGGGAAGGUCUCCUCCUACAAGUGUGGGAUCCGCAGCUGCCAGAAGGGCUACAGCUUCGACUACUACGUGCCUCAGAAGCAGCUCUGCCUCUGGGACGAGGAAACCUAGCAGGUCCUCCGGGCGGCCGUGCUGGUACCACCGGCCCCUCUGCUCCACCUUCCUCCGUGUUGACCUGGGUCUUGCGACUGAGCCGGCAGCCUGGCCAAGGAGGGAAGAGGAAGGGUUGGACCUGGAGGGGCUCCCGUUCCGUGAAGGCUUGGCCUCUCUGUCACAUUGGCUUCCCAGCCGUAACUCCCUCGGACUUGUGGAAGGGGACUCCCGAGGAGAACGAGUUGGGGAGGCCGUGGGGACGAGAGGUUUCCUUCGAGCACAGCCUGCUGUGGGCAUUUCCUCAGCCCGAGCGCGGGAAACGUUCGCAUUUCACCUCUGGACCGAAAAGCAUGAACUGAAAGGAUGCCGGCAACUCGGUUUGGAUCCGUGAGUGGAGAGAGCCAAAGAGCCACACCAAGAGAGCUGUUCUUGCUGCAGCCAAGAAGCUUGAGGGCAAAAGGUGACCUGGGUAUCUUUUGGACCCUGGAGAAACACUGUCUCACCCUCUUUAGUGCCCACGUAGCCUUGGGAGCUCCGGAAUAACAGGGUUGGCUUUGGGAAGCUAAUCCCUCUCCUGCAAGCAUUUACCAAUCCUGACGAACACGAGAACUCAACGCUUGCUUGCUUAUGAAGAUGCCUUAUACUGAGUCAGCCUAUCAGCCUGUCUCACGCCUAGUAUUGCCUACUCUGACGGGCAGCAGCUUUGCGGGAUCAUAGAUCUCUCAUCGCCUGCUGUCUGAGCCUUCUUUAAGUGCCAGUGCUGGGGACUGAACCUGGGACCUUCUGCAGGUAGAGCACUCUGCCCCUCAGCUGACCCCUUCCCCCUAACCAUGAGGAAGCAAUGCAGCCCCUACAGGGUUCGGCCGCAUGGGCUCUACCCACCAUGUCCUGCGAUCAACAGGGGAAUGAAGGAGUGCCAUUACGCCCUGUGCCUCAAUUCUGAUUGGCUUCUGGUGCCAGGGAAGGGGACGCUGAUCCAUCGAGGAACCCGCCUUCUAGUUUCCGAUUGGCUCCCCAGUGAACAGGCCGAGCCAUGGUUCCAGCAAGACAACCUUUCUCUCUCUAGACCUCCAACCUCGCUCACUUUCCUCAACUGCCAGCCGAGGGUUAGUGGACAGCGCGAACCGGAGCCGCUGGAAACCGCAGAGGCCUGGCCACUUCCUCGAGAUCCGUGCCUUCCUUCUCCAGUGCCUUCUUUUUUCAUUGACUGAGCUUGUCCAUGCAUUUGGGACUGCCCCCAGAGUGCGACUGGGUAGGAAGGUAGUCCCUGUUGGAAAGUUCCUCCAGCAAUCGGAGCUGGGGAGCAAGGAGUUGGGAGGAGGUAGGUGGCCAGGCUGCAACGUGGGGGUCAGAAAUGCCACCUAGAGCCAGUGCCACCCGCUCCUGAGCAAAACUCAAAGGUAUGGGGUGGGAUGGGAGUGUGCCCUUCAGCGACAACAUCUCACGUGGCGGACUUGUGGCACAUUUGCCACAAGUGUGGGCUCCAUCCCCACCAGCUCUCAGGCAGCGGUUCCCUGCUGUUAGACCUCAGUUUUCCUGAUCUGUAAAAUGGGAGGGAGAGAGCCUAGGCCAUCUUAUGAAAUGAAAUCCAAGACUUAGAGGACCCAAUUAUGCCGGAUUCCCCCCAUUUCACUGCAUGGAGGCAGAAGAAGACCUUUUACCAGUAAAAGCUGUGUUUUUGGCUUUUAAAAGCAUUAUUUAAAGCAUUUACGGCUUAAGGUGCAUGCAUUGCAACUCGGUACACCAGUUAUUGGAGUCAUCCUACUAAACAGGGAGGAGAAUUGGAUCACACAACCCAAAGUGUGCGGUUGAAGUGGCCAUCGGUGCAUCCACCUGUGGCAGAAAUUAGGUCACAAACAUAUGAAGCUGCCUUGCGCUGAGUCAGGUUAUGGGUCCAUCUCGUCUGAUGUUGUCUACACUGACUGGUAGCUGCAUCCCAGGGUUUCAGAGGGAGGUCUUUCCCAUGGCAUUGCCCUGUCUGGAAGUGCCGUGGGUUGAAUCUAGGACCUUCUGCUUGCAGAACAGGCUCUACUCUGGAACGAAGGCCCUUCCCUUCAAAAUGACUGAAUGUUUACGGGUCAUCCCGAAAUAUAUAUUUACAGAGUGUUGCCAUAUUUUUUUUUCUCGCAGGUCUCUUGUUCCCUAAAUGUAAAGUUGUGCCGUUGAGUUGGUGUCAACUCCUGGCGCCCACAGAGCCCUGUGGCUUUCUUGGUAGAAUACAGGAGGGGUUGACCAUUGCCUCCUCCCGUGCAGUAUGAGAUGAUGCCUUUUGGCACCUUCCUAUAUUGCUGCUGCCUGAUAUAGAUGUUUCCCUAUACCUAUAUAGGUGUUUCCUAUAUAGGUCUAGGAACACAUAUAGGUGUUUCCUUCAUAGUCUGGGAAACAUACCAGCCGGGAUUCGAACCAGCAGCCUCUUGCUCACUAGGCAAGUUAUUUCCCCACUGCACCUUUAGGUGGCUGUCUUUUGCCCCUAACAGGCAGAAAUUCAAGAGGUGGCAGCAUUUCCAGCUAGGAUGGGGCAGCUUUCCCUGUUUGAUUUUUGCCUAAAGGCAGGAAAAGGGUGUCCAUUGUAUUUGCAAACCGCCUCUUUAACUGGCUCCUUCUGCUGCCUGCACGCCCUUCUUUCUUUGCUCAGCUGCAGACAUUUCACUUCACUGAAGUUCCAGACCUUCAAGGUUUCAUUUCAAAAUAAUUAUUUCUUUCUACUUUCUCACAGAAUUAUGUUUGUAUGUUGCUCUCCAGGCAGGAGGGUGUGUGUGUGUGUGUUUCAGUCCUUUUGUCCUUUUUAAUUGCUUCAUGACAUGGAACAAAUAUGAAACUUGAAUGGAAAGUAUUUUUUAAAGAAUUAUUUAUCAUGCGUACAAUGAAUAAACAGAUUUUUUUUGUAAA
This is a messenger RNA of Hemicordylus capensis (graceful crag lizard), 4183 nucleotides long. It is a transcript of the gene OAF, whose product is annotated as out at first homolog. Bases 458 to 1312 code for a protein of 284 amino acids. Lineage: Eukaryota; Metazoa; Chordata; Lepidosauria; Squamata; Cordylidae. The transcript is spliced from 4 exons. The record is from RefSeq and is a predicted model, not a curated record.